UUACUAAUUCAGCCCGUCUCUCUCCACCCCUCCUCUCUUUGUGUCCCUACUGAAAAGCCGUGAAAUUCUUGAAGGUUUACGCUUUUGUUUCGAUUGUUUUGGCGCAAGAAUUCGUGGAUUUCUUGGAGAUGCUCGGAUACUAACCCGCUAUAACAGUAGGCUAACGGUACUAAAGUACAUUUGCCACUGGUUGUAACAAAUUAUUAAAUCAAAGCCGCACGCUUCCCAUAGUCUUGCUGUUCAACACCCUACUCCGGUUAGAGUGCGCGAGAAGUUGAGAUAAAGGAACCGGGGAAUGAAAAAAAGUGUGGAAACUCAGGAAGGAGGGGGAAAAGGAAGGAGAAUAAAGGGAAACUAGGAAGAGUUUUCGCUCAAGGAAGAGAGAGAGAAAGUUAUGUGGACACAAGAAUCCUCUCCCCCGGUUUUUCAGCGCAAGAAACGGUGACUUCUACUGCCCGGGGAAAUUGUAGACAACCCCUCCUCCCCAGAGCGGAGUGAAGUCUACCCACCCUGGCACUCUCUCCUACUGACACAAGAGAUGGAGGGAGAGAAGGAGAGAGAGAGGGAGCGGGGAGAGGAGAAAGAGAGCGACGAGACGGAGGAAGAGGAGAAACAGAGCGACGAGGCUGAAGAGGAAGAUGAUGAGGAUGAGGAUGAUGAAGAUGCGGAGGGAGCGGCGUUGGUGUGGCAGGAGGGGUCGUACGGAGAGGAUGACCUGGGCCUACCCAUAAUGCAUUGGGAGGCGCUGAGCCUGCGCAUCGCAGAGCUGGAGAAACAAGAAGAGGAAAAGAGAGAGAAGAAAAUAAAGUCUUCCAGUGUCCUGGAACGAGGGAAGAAAUUGUCAGCGAGCCGGCCGGAGGAGAGAGAGAGAGGGAAGACGCUGUCCAUGAACCGGCCAGGAGACAGGGAGCAAGGGAAGAAUAAGGAGAGCUGGGAGGAUGGAGGAGAGGAGGACUGCAAUAGCCGCGUGACAGCCCUAACCUCUCGUCUUUCGAAUCAGAUGAACCUCCAGCUGUGCUUCAUCAAUGACAGUGGAAGCGAAGAAGAGGAGGAGGAUACUGGCAAAAAAGUUAGCGUGAAGAAUUCCAAAAUGGCUGGUAAGAACGGUCCCAGUGUGCAGGUGCGCCAGCAGCCCCAGUUCCCUGCCCCCCCUGCAGCCAAGAGCAAAUCAUCAGGCUUCAAGGCUGCACUGAGCGCACUCAGAAACAAGCUGAGGACCGAGCAGAAACAGGAGAGCCCAGCUUGUUGUAAUCCGCUGUUGAAGAAUAGAAGACUGGACCGUAGUGACCUGCAAGCCUUCAGUCUCAAAGAGCUCAACGCCCAUCAAAACUCGCUCAACAAGGCUAUACAAGACUUGAGCACAGAGCUGGUGGUUCACCUACAGACUCGGGACCAGCUGAGGACAGAACAGGAUGCUAUGCUGCUGGAGGUACAGGAUAUGACAUCACUCUGACGUCACCUUAGAAUCACAUAUAGAACCCUGACCAAGAUGGCUGCCAUUAUCAGCACAAUCUAGAGCUAUGCAGAUCUAUGUAUUAUAUAACUCUAUGGACAACACUAUCAGAAGGCCCAUCACCCAUAGAAUCAUUCGAAUCAUUCUAAGUUCUAUGGUCAUCGUCACAUAAAAUGGAAUCCCGGUGUCAGAGAUCAGGUCAAAAUCAGUCAAUGACAGACACCGGUGCUUGAAGUUAAUGGACGAAUCAAAUCAAUGUGAAGAGACUGCAUCACUCCUAAAUACUUUUUUGAUUGAAUUGCACAGCGUUUUGUUUUUAUUUCCCAGUGAGCAAAACUGGUUGAAAUGAUGUCAUCACACCCAGUUUCACGUUCAUUAUGACAUCAUAUCAACCGGUUUUGCGCUCAGUGUUUUUUGUGUUUUUAUAAAGGGAAAUGUGUAUGUCUGGACUGUUAAUGUUGUUGUGUUGUAGUGUUUUAGGGGGGAAAUAACUGUCAUAUUAUAAGGGAUUAAUAAGCUGCUAUUGCUGCCCAUGGAUCAAUCUAGUUCUAAUGUCCAUUGUCAUCAACGUGUAGAAAUGCAGUGAUUGUUUGGUAGCACAUUAUUUGAACUAUACGUCAUACGGUAUCAUAAUAAAUGUCAUAAGAUUUCUUGUCAUUGAGUGUUACGACGUAGAGUUUGAAUAAAGUGUUACCGAUUUUGUUUGUAUUCUUGUUGUUGGGACACAUCUCUUUGUUUGUUUAGAUUUUAUGUUGUCGGGACACAGCUAUGUCUUCUAUUCUCCUGCAUGUUUUAAUAUAUGUAUGAUGAUCGUCGAACGAGUCAGUAAUAGAAAGGGACAUUACUAACCAAACAGACCCACACAGUAAUGUGAGCACAGCUCAACUCAAUGACUUGGGUCUACUGAAAUGGAGGGAAACAUAAAGGGAAUGGAUUAUUAUAUCAACCUGCAUGCUGUUGUAAUAUGACAACAAUGUACCUACCAGCCGACUGACAAGGUGCCUGACCAAGCCUCACCUGUUUGGUGCUGUUGUCAUAAAACAGUCAACGGCAACACAAACACACACACACAGGGAGCUUUGGGAUUGUGUGCGGGGUUACAUGAGUUUGACGUCACUUUUGAUGUUGUUCUAUUCUACAAUACAUUUACAUGGAAUAAACAGGUUGUCAAGGAUACAUACUGUA
Messenger RNA from Coregonus clupeaformis (lake whitefish), 2638 nucleotides. RefSeq names its product schwannomin-interacting protein 1. The transcript is spliced from 7 exons. Gene Ontology annotation, cellular component: plasma membrane; cell junction. NCBI's taxonomy places the organism in Eukaryota, Metazoa, Chordata, Actinopteri, Salmoniformes, Salmonidae. Gene Ontology annotation, biological process: positive regulation of hippo signaling. The coding region runs from base 539 to 1453 and encodes 304 amino acids. The record is from RefSeq and is a predicted model, not a curated record.